AUGCAGUCGAUAUUUACGAAGAACGGACUGGAAACUCCGGAGCCGGUGAAAGCUCAGGUGAAAGGGUCCCUCCCGUCAUGGCUGCAGGGGACUCUGCUGAGGAACGGGCCCGGACUUUUCUCCGUGGGAAAGUGCGAGUACAACCACUGGUUUGACGGCAUGUCGCUCAUCCACAGCUUCACCUUCAGCAACGGCGAGGUGGCCUACAGGAGCAAGUUUCUCAAGAGUGAAACCUACAAAAGGAACAUCAAGGCCGACAGGAUUGUCGUCUCCGAGUUUGGGACCAUGAUCUACCCAGAUCCCUGCAAAAACAUAUUUUCCAGGGCAUUUACACACCUCAGCAACAUCAUCCCCGACUUCACUGACAACAACCUGAUCAACAUCAUUCGUUACGGUCAGGACUACUACGCCUCCUCCGAGGUCAACUACAUGAACCAGAUCGAUCCCGCCACCCUGGAAACAGUCGGCAGGAUCAACUACAGGAACCACAUCGCCCUGAACUUGGCGACGGCUCACCCUCACUAUGACAGCGAGGGCAACACCUACAACAUGGGCACCGCCAUCAUGGGCUUGGGCCUGCCGAAAUACGUCAUCUUUAAAGUCCCUGCUGAUUCUUCAGAUAAAGAGCGCAAUAAGCCGGCGCUGAGGAAGGUCCAGCAGGUGUGUUCGAUCCCAAUGCGUUCCACUCUGUACCCGAGCUACUUCCACAGCUUCGGCAUGACCGAGAACUACAUCGUGUUCGUGGAGCAGCCCUUUAAACUGGACAUUGUCAAACUGGCCACCGCCUAUUUCAGAGGGGUCAACUGGGGGAGCUGCCUCAAGUUCGAUAAGGAUGACACUACCUUGUUCCACGUCAUCAACAGAAAGACAGGAAAGGCCGUGUCCACCCGUUUCUACGGCGACGCCAUGGUGGUCUUUCACCACAUCAACGCGUACGAGGCCGACGGCCACGUGGUGUUCGACCUGAUCAGCUACAAGAACAGCAACCUGUACGAUAUGUUCUACAUCCAGAACCUGAGACAGGGGACCAGCAACUUCAUCGAGUCCAACAAGCACUUCUCACCACCGGUUUGCCAGCGGUUCGUCCUGCCGCUCAGCGUCCACAAGGACUCUCCCAGAGGAUCAAACCUGGUGACUCUGGAGGACACGAUGGCACAGGCGGUGAUGCAGGAGGAUGGUGAUGUCUACUGCCAGCCAGACACCCUGUUUGAAGGUCUGGAGCUGCCGCAGAUCAACUACAGCUUCAACACAAAGAAGUACAGAUACUUCUAUGGCUCCAGGGUGGAGUGGUCCCCUCAUCCCAACAAGAUUGCUAAGUUUGACAUCGUCACCAGGAAACACAUUGAGUGGCGUCAAGAGAACUGCUUCCCCUCAGAGCCCGUGUUUAUUGCGUCUCCGGGAGCCGUGGAGGAAGACGAUGGGGUGAUCUUAUCGUCCAUCGUCUCAUCAGAUCCGAAAAUCUCUCCAUUCAUGCUUGUCCUCAAUGCCAAAAACUUGGAGGAAAUCGCCCGAGCCUCCAUCCCCACCACCGUGCACAUGGACCUUCACGGACUCUUCAUCCCCGCUGCCGUCUGA
This is a messenger RNA of Plectropomus leopardus (leopard coralgrouper), 1575 nucleotides long. RefSeq names its product beta-carotene oxygenase 1, like (gene bco1l). Gene Ontology annotation, molecular function: carotenoid dioxygenase activity; beta-carotene 15,15'-dioxygenase activity. The record is from RefSeq and is a predicted model, not a curated record. NCBI's taxonomy places the organism in Eukaryota, Metazoa, Chordata, Actinopteri, Perciformes, Serranidae. Gene Ontology annotation, biological process: retinal metabolic process; carotene catabolic process.